Messenger RNA from Xyrauchen texanus (razorback sucker), 2346 nucleotides. RefSeq lists its product as uncharacterized. The record is from RefSeq and is a predicted model, not a curated record. The coding region runs from base 5 to 2236 and encodes 743 amino acids. NCBI's taxonomy places the organism in Eukaryota, Metazoa, Chordata, Actinopteri, Cypriniformes, Catostomidae. The transcript has 2 exons.
UGUGAUGACUGCUCGUGUUUGCAUCGUUCAGAGCUUGUGUUUGUCUCGAUCAGAGCUCGUGUUUGUCUCGAUCAGAGCUCGUGCUUGUCUCAGUCAGAGCUCGUGCUUGUCUCGAUCAGAGCUAGUGUUUGUCUCAGUCAGAGCUCGUGUUUGUCUCAGUCAGAGCUCGUGUUUGCAUCGUUCAGAGCUUGUGUUUGUCUCGAUCAGAGCUCGUGUUUGUCUCGAUCAGAGCUCGUGCUUGUCUCAGUCAGAGCUCGUGCUUGUCUCGAUCAGAGCUAGUGUUUGUCUCAGUCAGAGCUCGUGUUUGUCUCAGUCAGAGCUCGUGCUUGUCUCGAUCAGAGCUAUUGUUUGUCUCAGUCAGAGCUCGUGUUUGUCUCAGUCAGAGCUCGUGCUUGUCUCGAUCAGAGCUCGUGUUUGUCUCAGUCAGAGCUUGUGCUUGUCUCGAUCAGAGCUUGUGUUUGUCUCGAUCAGAGCUCGUGUUUGUCUCAGUCAGAGCUCGUGUUUGUCUCAGUCAGAGCUCGUGUUUGUCUCGAUCAGAGCUCGUGUUUGCAUCGAUCAGAGCUCGUGUUUGUAUUGUUCAGAGCUCGUGUUUGUAUCGUUCAGAGCUCGUGUUUGUCUCAGUCAGAGCUCGUGUUUGUCUCAGUCAGAGCUCGUGCUUGUCUCGAUCAGAGCUAGUGUUUGUCUCAGUCAGAGCUCGUGUUUGUCUCAGUCAGAGCUCGUGUUUGUCUCAGUCAGAGCUCGUGCUUGUCUCGAUCAGAGCUCGUGUUUGUCUCAGUCAGAGCUCGUGCUUGUCUCGAUCAGAGCUUGUGUUUGUCUCGAUCAGAGCUUGUGUUUGUCUCAGUCAGAGCUCGUGUUUGUCUCGAUCAGAGCUCGUGUUUGUCUCAGUCAGAGCUCGUGUUUGUCUCAGUCAGAGCUCGUGCUUGUCUCGAUCAGAGCUCGUGUUUGUCUCAGUCAGAGCUCGUGCUUGUCUCGAUCAGAGCUAGUGUUUGUCUCAGUCAGAGCUCGUGUUUGUCUCAGUCAGAGCUCGUGUUUGUCUCGGUCAGAGCUCGUGUUUGUCUCGAUCAGAGCUCGUGUUUGUCUCAGUCAGAGCUCGUGUUUGUCUCAGUCAGAGCUCGUGUUUGUAUCGAUCAGAGCUCGUGUUUGUCUCAGUCAGAGCUCGUGUUUGUCUCAGUCAGAGCUCGUGCUUGUCUCGAUCAGAGCUCGUGUUUGUCUCAGUCAGAGCUCGUGCUUGUCUCAAUCAGAGCUCGUGCUUGUCUCAAUCAGAGCUCGUGCUUGUCUCGAUCAGAGCUCGUGUUUGUCUCGAUCAGAGCUCGUGUUUGUAUCGAUCAGAGCUCGUGUUUGUAUCGAUCAGAGCUCGUGUUUGUCUCGAUCAGAGCUUGUGCUUGUCUCGAUCAGAGCUCGUGUUUGUCUCAGUCAGAGCUCGUGUUUGUAUCGAUCAGAGCUCGUGCUUGUCUCGAUCAGAGCUCGUGUUUGUCUCAGUCAGAGCUCGUGUUUGUCUCGAUCAGAGCUCGUGUUUGUCUCGAUCAGAGCUCGUGCUUGUCUCGAUCAGAGCUCGUGUUUGUCUCGAUCAGAGCUCGUGUUUGUCUCGAUCAGAGCUCGUGCUUGUCUCGAUCAGAGCUCGUGUUUGUCUCGAUCAGAGCUCGUGUUUGUCUCGAUCAGAGCUCGUGUUUGUCUCGGUCAGAGCUCGUGCUUGUAUCGAUCAGAGCUCUUGUUUGUAUCGAUCAGAGCUCGUGUUUGUCUCGAUCAGAGCUCGUGUUUGUCUCGAUCAGAGCUCGUGUUUGUCUCGAUCAGAGCUCGUGUUUGUCUCGAUCAGAGCUCGUGUUUGUAUCGAUCAGAGCUCGUGCUUGUCUCGAUCAGAGCUUGUGUUUGUCUCGAUCAGAGCUCGUGUUUGUCUCGAUCAGAGCUUGUGUUUGUCUCGAUCAGAGCUCGUGUUUGUCUCGAUCAGAGCUCGUGUUUGUCUCGAUCAGAGCUCGUGUUUGUAUCGAUCAGAGCUUGUGCUUGUCUCGAUCAGAGCUCGUGUUUGUCUCGAUCAGAGCUCGUGCUUGUCUCGAUCAGAGCUCGUGUUUGUAUCGAUCAGAGCUUGUGCUUGUCUCGAUCAGAGCUCGUGUUUGUCUCGAUCAGAGCUCGUGCUUGUCUCGAUCAGAGCUCGUGUUUGUAUCGAUCAGAGCUUGUGCUUGUCUCGAUCAGAGCUCGUGUUUGUAUCGAUCAGAGCUUGUGCUUGUCUCUCCAACCCUAACCAUCAGAAUGGAGAAAAACUGUGAUCUCAGUGAUUUGGACAGUGGCAUGAUUGUUGGUGUCAGACGGGCUGGUUUGAGUAUUUCUGGGAUUUUCACACACAACAGUCUC